AUGGACUACAUCGUUCCUACAUUCAAGUGGGUCAGCGUCACGUUCGCAUUCCUCGCUGUCGGUACCGGAGCACAGGCGGUAAUCGAUCCCGUCGGCUUCUCUAAAACAUUCGGCCUGUCAUUGGAACCGACAAGUCUGCCCAAAGACGAUGACAAUGGUGCUCGCGGGAAGACAAAUGGCUCGAAAAAUGGCUCUCGUUCCGACCAGCAAUACCGCAGUCUGGCAGAGUCAUACGCCUCACUCAUGGGAGUCCGACAGCUCGGGACGGGCAUAAUCCUCCUGACAUUCGCGUACCAAGGCAAAUGGACAGAGACAGCCACCAUCAUGGCCAUCAUCGGCGUGCUUGUUGCCGGGACCGAUGGAAUAUUUCUUGCACGCGCUGGCUACGGAUCACUUGGCCGAUGGCAUGCUAUCCCCGGCGCAGGGAUGGCUGCUCUCGGCGCGGCAGCGGUAUAUAUAGGCACUUGA
This is a messenger RNA of Anthostomella pinea, 468 nucleotides long. NCBI's taxonomy places the organism in Eukaryota, Fungi, Ascomycota, Sordariomycetes, Xylariales, Xylariaceae. The record is from the annotation of a GenBank genome assembly.